AUGGGUCCAGAGUUAUUUUUGGUUGGCAGAUUAUUUAUUUUAAUAACUGGUGCAAGUAAAGGGAUAGGACGAGGCUUUGCCAUUACAUUUUCUCAAGUAGCAUCCAGCAAUUCACACUUUUUAUUGAUAGCUCGAAAUGAAACUGGAUUGCGAGAAACAGCUAGCCUUAUGAGUAAUCAUGUUAAUGUUGAUUACGUCAGUAUGGACUUAUCAUUAGCGAAAGCUGAUCAGUUGGAAGAUAUGAUUAGAAAACGCAUCAAUCCGAAUGAAUAUGAUCAUGCUAUUAUUAUCCAUAAUGUUGGAACAACUGGUGAUACAUCACAAUUGACUUCUGAAAUGAAUAAUUUUCGUGUUUGGGAAAGAAUGUUUGAUUUGAAUGUGUUUUCACAAGCUGUUUUGAACUCAGUUUUCAUGAAAAUAUUUAAUGACAAAGUCAAAGCUAAAAAGUUAGUCAUUAAUAUGAGUUCAUUCGCCGCUAAAACACCUCUUCAAUCAUGUGGUUAUUACAGUUCAGCAAAAGCUGCACGUGAAAUGUAUUUUAGGGUUUUUGCUAAAGAGUUUCCAAACGUCAACGUUUUAAAUUUUUCCCCUUACAUGGCUGAUACUGAUUUAUUUAGAGCAGGGGAAAACAUAACAAGAACAACAGAACUUCCUCGAUUGCUUAAGAAAGCACGUCAAGACGGCAAAGUAUUAACGCCUAUCCAAGUAGCUCUUCGUCUUAGGGCUAUUAUAUGGGCACAAAAGUAUAAGUCGGGUGACUACGUAGAUUACUAUGACCCUAUAUAA
Messenger RNA from Cotesia congregata, 786 nucleotides. Lineage: Eukaryota; Metazoa; Arthropoda; Insecta; Hymenoptera; Braconidae. The record is from the annotation of a GenBank genome assembly.